AUGAGAAAUUCUCAUAAUUCAUCUCAUUCACCAAUACCUUAAUAAAAAUUUAUUACUCCAGAAAAAUUAGUAAGAGUAAGUGGAAGUUCAGGUGUGAAAGUGAAUUCAAUUUAAAAAAAUGGCACAAGAAUUAGAAGUGAAGCUGCUGAAACUGUUAAUAAGGUCAAGGAAUAAUAAAAGUUAUAAGAAUAUGUUUAGGAACUAGAAUAUAAAUAUGUGUAAUAAAAGAAUGAAGAAUAGUAACAAUUAGAAUUGAGAAUCUUAAUGUUAUUACAACAGAAUCAUGACCAAGCACAAGAAAUGGAAGAGUUGAAACAGGAGAAUGAAUAAUUAAAAUAGCUUUUAUAUGAAUAAUAGACUAAAAUUGUAGAGUAAAGUUAAGAAAUCUUAGCAUUAAAAGUAUAUAAAGAUGGAUUAAAGAAAUUAAGUUUUAGUGAUUACUUUCGAUAAUAGAAUAUAUGA
Molecule: messenger RNA, 462 nt
Organism: Paramecium tetraurelia
Lineage: Eukaryota; Ciliophora; Oligohymenophorea; Peniculida; Parameciidae
Exons: 2
Source: RefSeq, a predicted model, not a curated record